This is a messenger RNA of Spinacia oleracea (spinach), 2869 nucleotides long. Its product is annotated as protein OCTOPUS-like. NCBI's taxonomy places the organism in Eukaryota, Viridiplantae, Streptophyta, Magnoliopsida, Caryophyllales, Amaranthaceae. Gene Ontology annotation, cellular component: plasma membrane. The transcript has a single exon. Bases 395 to 2566 code for a protein of 723 amino acids. The record is from RefSeq and is a predicted model, not a curated record.
UGACGGAAAUUAAAGAAAAAAUAAGGCUAUGUCUAUGUGAGAUAGAGACUGAAAAAGGCUUUACCAUCAAAUUAUAAAACCAAAAAGAAAAAGUAAAUAACCCCACCUCAAAUAUCAAAAAUCCAUCUCCCCAGGUGUGAGUGUGUGACUACACAAAACUAAAUUUAAAUUAUAAACAAAACAAAACAAAACAAAACAAAUUAUAAUUCCAUCGUUUUCCCGUUGCUUUGCUCUUUCCUGUCCGUUGGAACACUCCACCUCAACUACACCACCUCUGCUGUGCUUACUACUCUCUUUUCUCUCUCCCUUUUUUGUCAAAAAUUAUGCACCAGUAAUAUCAGUAGCAGUAGUAAUCUUUCAAGGGAGAAAGGGGGAGGGGGAAAUUCAGUUGGGCAUGAAUCCUGAGCAAUUACCGCCGCCACCACAACCACCGCUUCCCCAUUUGAAAUCCACUAGCUGUGACCGUCACCCUGAUGAGCAGUUCACUGGAUUCUGCCCUUCUUGUCUUUGUGAACGUUUAGCGGUUCUAGAUAAAUCGUCCUCUACUACCGUCACUUCCGGCCGUAAAUCCGCUUCAUCUGCUCUUAAAUCAUUGUUUAAGCCUGGCAGUAGUAACAACAACGACAGCGGUGGUGGGCCCGCGUUACGAGGUAGGCCGAGUUCGACCUCUUUUUUGCCGGAACUCCGACGAACGAAGUCGUUUUCCGGGGGAAAGAACGAGGGGGGUUUCCUUGGAUUCUCCGGCGCUUUCGAACCGCAGCGAAAGUCUUGCGACGUUCGUGGGAGGAGCACUCUUUUCUCUCUCUUCUCACAGGAGCAGCGCUGUGCACAACAAAUCCACCAUCCUGUAAUUAAUGAGCCUUCGACUUCUUCAGCGGUGAUUGAAUUGAAGGCUGGAGAGUUGGGCGUCGGCGAUCACGUGGUAGGCGAGGCGGCCGAGGAAGAAUUUCAUGAGGGCAUUGAUAAUGGGGAUGAAAUCCAGGUUAUAGAGGAGGAAAUUGUUGAGUGCAAUGAUGAUAAUAAUAAUUACAAUAGUGUGGAUAAUAAGGUGAGAAACUCGUCGGGUGAGCAGGCGGUGGGUCGAAUUUCGCAACGGGAGACGGUUGAUUUGAAGCCAAUGAAAGACCAUAUUGAUCUAGAUUCGCAGAAUAAGAAGGUGGGUAACAAGGAUUCCAAAGGAAGUUUUUGGUCUGCGGCCUCGGUUUUUAGCAAAAAAUUGAGGGCGUGGACUAGGAAGAACAAUAAUCAGAAGAUUAAAAAGCAUAUGGGUGGGUCUCAUACUGUACAAGUGACUGGUAAAAAGAGUAAUGCCGGCCGGAAUUACAGGGAUACUCAAUCUGAAAUUGCUGAUUAUGGGUUUGGGAGGAGAUCUUGUGAUACUGAUCCUAGGUUUUCUCUUGAUGCUGGGAGGUUUUCCGUUGAUGCCGCUACGGCAGGGAGGUAUUCAGUUGAUGCUGGGAGGAUGUCAUUUGAUGAUCCCAGGUGUUCUUUUGAUGAGCCUAGAGCUUCUUGGGAUGGUUAUUUGAUUGGUAGGAAUUUUCCGAGGAUGAUACCGCCUAUGGUUUCAGUAGUGGAGGAUGCUCCACCACCUCCAGUGGCGGUGUUGAGGAAAGAUGCUCAAAUUCCGGUGGAGGAACCAAGGAGGAGUUCGGUUUCAAUUAACGGGGAUGAUCCUUUUCCUGGUGGUGCUUCCCAGACUAAAGAUUAUUACUCGGAUUCAUCGUCCAGGAGGAGAAAGAGUCUUGACAGGUCUAGCUCCAUUCGGAAGACUGCAGCUGCUGUGGUUGCUGAAAUGGAUGAGAUGAAGAAUGAGUGUGGUGUCAAGAUCUCACCUCCUUGUGCAGACUAUUUAAAUGGUACCAAAGUUGUUGCUGGUAUUGGUAUUGGUAUUGGUGGUGGUGGUGGUGGUGGUGGUGGUGGUGAUAGGGAUUUUAGGGGGUUGGAUAUGUUGAACUCUAAUUCUAAUACUAAUUCGCUUAGAGAUGAUUAUUCAGAGAGCUUUGAUAUGGGAUAUAGGGAUAAUGCUUCAGUGAUAGGUAGUAACUGUGACAGAAAAGGAUCAAAGAAGUCUAGUAGAUGGAGGGCAUGGAACAUUUGGGGUUUAAUUUAUCGGCGAGGUAAUACGAAAGGUGACGAUGAAGAUAGAUACAGUAGGUCAAUACCAAAUGGGGUAGAGCGGUCAUACUCGGAGUCUUGGCAAGGUGAUCCAAGAGGAGGUUUUAGUAGAAACAUGUUUCGAAGUAAUAGCAGUGUGAGUUGGAGGAACUCAUAUAACGUAGGGGGUGCAGCAACAGGAUCAUUUGGAAGUAGUAGUAGCAUGAAGAAGGCGGGUGGUGGUGGUGGUGGUGGUGGUGGUGGUGGUACAAAGAAAAAGGAAGAGUUUGUAUUAGAGAGGAAUCGGAGUGCAAGAUACUCUCCGAGUCAUAAUAGUACUCAUACUACUGAUAACAAUGGGAUGUUACGGUUCUAUUUGACACCAAUGAGAGGUAGCCGAAGGGGAAGCUCAGGGAAACCGAAACCAGCUUAUUCACAUUCCUUCGCAAGGAGUGUGUUACGAUUCUAUUAACUUUGAUCAUUCUGAAUUCUGAUGGGUUUCUAUUGAUUGAUUCAUGUCUAAUAUAGUUUCUCUGUUUCCUUUUAUGGUUAAUAUUAUAAAAGCACCCUUGCAUUUAAGGUUUCAUGUUUCAUCAGAAAUCUCUUUCUUUGAUCAAUGACCAAAACUGGGUUGUACAUUGUUUUAGUUUUAAUUUUCCCCUGUUUUAACCACAGUAGCAGGAAUCAGGAAUGUAUACUGAAAAAGUGGCUUCCUGAAUCACUCUAAUCUUAUAAUAAACAUUCCUCAGACUCUCAGAGGAAGUUUAAUUCUGUC